Messenger RNA from Solea solea (common sole), 7887 nucleotides. RefSeq names its product Ets2 repressor factor (gene erf). The coding region runs from base 612 to 2507 and encodes 631 amino acids. Gene Ontology annotation, cellular component: nucleus. Lineage: Eukaryota; Metazoa; Chordata; Actinopteri; Pleuronectiformes; Soleidae. Gene Ontology annotation, molecular function: DNA-binding transcription factor activity, RNA polymerase II-specific; sequence-specific DNA binding. Gene Ontology annotation, biological process: cell differentiation; regulation of transcription by RNA polymerase II. The record is from RefSeq and is a predicted model, not a curated record. The transcript is spliced from 5 exons.
GGCUGAGAGAGCACGAAGUGUGUGAGUGAGUGAGUGGAAAAAGAAAAAGUGUGUGCCGGAGGAAGAAAGAGUGAGAAAGAGGCAGAGAAAGAAGAAUAACUUUAUUUUAAAUCCUCUUUCGGCACAGCGUCGUUGUUUUUAAGUGUCGGCGAGGAUGAAGACGGUGAUGACGAGGAAAAGAGCAGGCGGUGUCUUCACAACAGACGGGAUGAACAUUUAGACUCGUCGCAUUCCGUUGCUCCAGCAGCACCGACCGACGGCAGCAGCAGCAAACUCCGACCUGCGCCAUUCACACCCGGGCGACUGGAGCGCCCCCUUCCUCCUCCUUCUCCUCCUCCAGAGAUUUGGGGCAACAUUUUCUCAUCAGAACACACGAACACUCUGGCACAAAAGUUUUUGAGAAAAAAAUAGAAGCUUGUGCGAAGUAAACGGAGUUUUUUUUGUUUGUAUUUUUAACUUUUGACUGGACGCCGGAGCAGGUUCUUCUCUCGCAAGCCUCUUCUUGUGAGAACAACACCGGAGGAGGGAGCGGGGGUGUCGCUGCUAACGGCUAAGCUAACUCCCCGUCUAAAGUUACAAGUCGACGGGGGAAAGUGAGCGAAGCGGCGAGGAUGAAAACCACGACAGACGGGGGGUUUGUCUUCCCAGACUGGGCCUACAAGCCCGAGUCGAGCCCGGGCUCCAGGCAGAUCCAGCUGUGGCAUUUCAUCUUGGAGCUGCUGAGGAAAGAGGAGUACCACGAUGUCAUCGCCUGGCAGGGAGACUACGGCGAGUUCGUCAUCAAGGACCCGGAUGAGGUGGCGCGCUUGUGGGGAGCCAGGAAGUGUAAACCACAGAUGAACUACGACAAGCUCAGCCGAGCACUAAGAUACUACUACAACAAGAGGAUCCUCCAUAAGACCAAAGGAAAGAGAUUCACCUACAAAUUCAACUUCAACAAAUUAGUGCUGGUCAACUACCCUUUCAUCGACAUGGGCUCCGGUCGAGGCAUCCCUCAGAGCGCUCCUCCGGUGCCAUCUGGAGGCUCCCACUUCCGUUUCCCCCCUUCCACGCCAUCAGACAUCCUCUCAUCCAGCGAGGAGCUCCGCAGCCCGGGCAUGUUUAGCAGCGUGGCCCGUCGUAUGGCUCGAGGCUCUGUCAGCGACUGCAGUGAUGGCACCUCUACCAACUCAGAGCUGGAGGAAGCUGUGGGGGCAGAUGAGCGAGGUGUGGGACCGGAGCGGGCUUUUAGAGGUCUGCUUCCUCCCCGCCUGCCUCACGAUUCUCUCUUCAGGGUCUACGGUGGAGGUCCGAACCACGCUGGACUCCCCAGACCUGCACCCAGAGUCCACCCAGAUUCUCUGUCUCCGUUCCCCGUCUCCCCCCUGCCCGGCCCUGGCAGUCUCCUGGCUCCAACUCUGUCCCCCGCCCUCUCCAUGACCCCCACCCCCCACCUCUCUUACACCCCCUCCCCCUCUCUGUCCUCACCAAUGAUGGGCUCCCACUUCUCCUUCAACGCGGAGGAUAUGAAGCACUACCUGCAGGCCCACACCCAGUCUGUCUACAACUACCACCUCAGCCCCCGAGCUUUCCUCCACUACCCCAACAUCAUCAUCCCUCAGCCCCACCGCCCCACCCUAGAGAAACCGCCUACUCACCACCUCCACGGCCCGCCCAUGCCACAGCUCUCUCACUCGCUCGGCCAGCACCCAGGAGGUGGAGAGGAGGCGCAGCAGCACCCGUCUCCAUUCAAGUUCAAGCUGCAGCCUCCUCCGCUGGGGCGCAAGCAGAGGGAUUCAGGAAGCUCAUUGGCUGCUUGUACUUCCUCAUCCUCCUCCAGCCAGUCCUCGUCAUUCACCGCGUCUGGACAGAUGACCAGUUCAGUCCUGGCUACAGGGCCUCCCAAGAUCAAGGUGGAGCCCAUAUCUGACAUUGAGUCAGAGGAGGAGGUGGAGGUGACUGACAUCAGUGAAGAAGAUGAGAUGAAUCAUGACGACGAUGACGAAGGUGACAUCUUCACCCCGCCAGCUCAUCAUCAGCUCAACAGCCAUCCUCAGGCCAACGGGAGUGGCAGCAGCCCCUCUGCUCCUCUUCCUCCACACAGUUUCCACGACGAUGAUCCUGACGACGAUGAGGAGGUCUUCAAGACCCCGGCCACGCCUCCGAUCGGCAGCGCCGCCCUGCCCUUCCCUCUGAUCAGCCUGAAGAGUGAGCCGGGUCAGUCGGCGCCCAUCAGCCCCGGCGGCACGCGCUGCAUCCCCAUCAAGCUGCGCUUCAAACGCCGCUGGAGCGAGGACCAGAAGAUGGAGGCAGACGGAGAGAAGGAUGAGGCUGAGGACAAGAAAGUGAGGGCCGAUAGAGAAGAGGAGAAGGAGGAGGCAGGGAGGAGAGGAAGGGAGGUGGAAAACGGAGGAGGAAAAGGUGUUAUUUUGGGCUUGAUGCUGCCACCGCCUCCCACCCAACGCCGAGCGAGCUCCGAGCUGCAGAGGGCCACAGCACAGCUGUCGCUGGAGAACACUGGCUGCUGAGCUUCACGUGUGUGCUUAAACACACACAUACACACACAGGGGAUCUGCUUAGACACAAAACACACACCUCUGCGAGUCUUGGUAACAAGUUGAAUAGUUGUUCAUAGAUCAUAAUGGCCUGCGACAACUCAUCUGUAAAGAAAGAACUGAAAGGUUUUUCAGCAUUGCCACAGUCAGGCUCUUUUAACUGACCUCACAGCUUCACAUGAGCUCCUUAAAUAACUCAACAAAGACGGAAUAUUCUCCUGCAUAGUUUACAUCUACACGUUCACAAUCAAGGUGAACUUACUUUUUAAAAAGACCAUUUAGGUUUUGUUGAAGUGUGGCGUCAAGCACGGAAAACUGAAGGUUUUCUUGCGCUCCCACACCAAAGUCCAUAGAGGAAAAUCAGUGAUUUAACAUCAGGACACACAUGAGUUUGUUUAUCCACUGCUGCCGCCCCUUUGUUAAGUUCAAAUGUGGUAUUUUGUGACUUUGGUGUUUAAAAUCCUUUACGUGGAUUUUAGUAAGUGACACUCACUCACCACAUGAGGCAGCAGUAUACCUGAACCUCCUGUGUCUCCAUGAGCUAAGAAACGUUGAUUUCCUCACUCAGACUUUGGUGUGGGAGAGUAAGUGCAGUUUUCAAACUUCAGUUUUCAGUUGGAAAGCGGCGGCAUAAACAAGCAGACGCGUUAUCACAGAUUUACGCAGGCAUCGAUUUUAUUCAGUACCUCAUACAGCCACACUUCACAAAACCUGACCUGCCUUUUUAACCUUUCAGCUUUUACUCUGUUAAUAACUUCAUGGUCAGUACUGUUAAGUGUUAUGAUCUAUGUAACACGGUUUAAAACUCACAUGUCCCGGUGCAGCGUCUAAUGUAAAACAAGACACUUUUUAAGAAGUGUUCCUCUGUGUCUUGCAACACUAAGAGAUGAACUCGGUUUCGAAUAUUGACUUCUGUUUUAACAUUAGCGCCCCACAGAGAGGGAAAAAAACUGGGUCUGCUCUUUAAAUCUCUUAGGAACUGCACACUGCCUUCUCAGAGCCUCAUCGUUGGCCCUCAUAGUGCCAGUACGUCUGCCAGCGAUGAGCUCACAUCAUCACACCUGUGCCCAGAUCACGCCUGUGCUGGGAUAUAAUGGCUCACAUCCACGUCUCAGAGUUGUGCAGCAGCACAUAGAAGGAAUUUCUCACUCGGGUCCUGCUCAUUUGAAGAAGCUUCUCCAGCUUUGAAGAAGUAGUGGAUUGUGAAAACCCAGAAGACGGCAGUGUGACCAAUGCCAACUGCAGUCUAACACCACCACCGACCAGCUCCCAGUUAUUCUCCUCAGAUUCUGUUGUUGCUAAAAUCAGAUAGAGAUUACAGAAGUGCCUCUGUGUCUGCAGUCGUUUACAAGAUGGAGGGCAACGAACAAAAAUGAAAGAACUGAACCAUCAGUCUUUUCUGCAGCUGCGACACUGAAGGACAGAAUCACGGGUGGCCUCUUCAUCCUCACCCUUCACUACAGUGUAUAAAGACCAGGAUGGAUUUGUCAACACUGAGGGCACAGAUUGAACCUGAGGUCGUUUUUUUAAUUCACUUUCUCUAUGAGACGUUUGUCGUCAGGCGGUGUCGGACCCGGCCGUUUGUACAGAAAAGCCGCGGCGGAGGCGUCUCAUCUUUGUCUCCUCUCCUCCACACUUGCAGGAGGGAAAAAAAACGAGGAAGCAGCUCCGCACAGAACUGUAAUUACAGCCACGCUCGUUCCUGUAUGUGUGCGUGGUGUGAAAACGUCAGGGAGACAGGUGGGCGUCUACGCUUUCCCCCCUCUGUGUCCCCGCGUGACUCCACACCAUCUUUUUUGUCUUUUUGGAGCGUUUUCACAGAUCCUCAGUGCUCUUGUGCAUUCCCUUCCCCUCCUCCUUCGUCAAUGUUUUUAAAGACUUUCUCUGUCAGAGGAACGCGUGUGCCUCCCGAGGACAUGGACAGUAUUUUUGGGCAUUUUGCAGUCAUCUGCGGGCUUUUUGUGUCCCCCCACCCCCCGCCGCCGCAGAAAAAAAAAAGCCCGAUCUGUUCAUGUGUUGUUUUUAGAAGCGACGGCUGAUUUUGUCUAAGGGGGUAGAGCGGGAACCAUGUAAUGAAUGUCGAGCAUCAAGGCUAACUCAGGCAAACCUUCACUGGGAUGUUAAGAGACGACUUAUUUUUAUGACGUUGUAUUUGUUUUAUGUAGUUUUAAAAAAAAAUGAGAAAAGAAACGAUAUUUUGCCCAUUUUAAUGAACAAACAAUUCCAAAUAAGAAUGUGCCUUUUUUUAAAAGAGAGAAAAAAAAGCAAACAUGAAUUUUAUCAAGUCCCCCCGUGCAAAAUAUUUUAUCACACAACCACCAUGCCUUCUUUUUUUUGUAAAAGAGAUACAGAAGAAGUAAAUCUACACAUAUAUAUAUUUUAUUCAAAUAUAUAUUGAAUUCAAAUAUUAUAUUUCAAUAUGGUCAUUUGAUACAAAUCAGUUUAAAAAAAAAAGAAUCCUAGUUAUUUUUAAUGGUAAAGAUGUGUAUAUAUAUAUUCUAACGGGCAUAUUAUCACCAGUAUAAUUCAGCCUUUGCCUUCUCACCCUUGCCUUCUCACGACCGUUGAGCUGCAGCGGAGAAAAAACAAAAUAAAACAAAGCCACCGCUGUCGGAGUUUUAUAUUUAUAUUGUAAAAAAUAUUAAAAGAAAAAAAAUGUUAUGGUGCAUUCAGGGGGGAAAAAAAAGGACGGUGCAGCGAACCGUGAGUUGAGUCGUGUUUGCUGCGUUGUAGCGGGGCGCGUUUGUUUUUAACACACCAGGAGAGCAGCAGCAGCAUACGUGGAGUUUACCCUAAAUUUAACUUUCUGCUCGCUGGUAAACUCCACCUGCCGCAGAGAGAGAGAGAAAGUUUUACUCUCAUCUCCGUUUAGAAAUGUCGAUGCACAGGUGGAAACGGCAGCUUGUGUGUUCAGAGAAAGACGAGUUCACCUCGGUGUCAGCAGCUGCUGAUAUGACAGGACUUUGGUUGGAGCGUGGACUGUGGACUCGAGCUGCACACGCACACACAUUUGUGUACAAUGAGGACAGACAUACACAUAAUGCAAACCUUCACCCCUUUACCAUCAUAACCUAAGGCAAUAAUACUUAACUUUAACCCAGUUAUAGCCUGAACUCCAAAACUAAGUCUCUCUCCUUAAACAGCCCUUAAAAACAUAGCCAAAAUGUCCUCACAAAAUAGGUUUCAAUCUAAAUUUCUUCUCACAACCUACAACUACCACACACACACAGUGAGUGCUGGUCAGGCACUUACUGUGGUUAAAAUCACAUUACGUCACUUGUGACAUCAGACGACGCCACAGUUGUUCUAGAAUAGACGCCAUAACCACCACAAUUUCACACACACACACACACACACACACACACACACACAGACAGACAGAGGUCCAGUGUGUCCAGAAUUAGUUUAAUGUUCCUCUCAAUCCUUUCCUUCCCCAAGUACGUCAGGGAACUACGGUGGCCUUCACAGACCAGAAAGGAUUAAGGUUUUAGUGCAUGGUUUGGCGGAUUUUGUCCAGUUAGGCCGCUGUAGAAACACUGGGUUCACAAGAUGGCGGCUGUCACAAAGUUCUAAUGCUACAGGAACUAAACUUUUUUUUUAAUUUUAAGGUUAUUAUUAAGGCUCUAUAUAACAAUUAUCUUCAUAAUCGAUUAAUCGAGUACUUGUCUAGUCAAAACAUUUGGUCCAAAAAUGAUUUAAAAAAAAAGAAAUUGCCAAAUCUGAAAAUGAUGGGGGCGGGGGUUUUGUCCAAAAACCAAAAUGAUGAAGUUUUAAUGACUUUCUUUGUUACACGGAGCAAAGAAACCAGAGAAUAUUCACAUUUAAGAAGCUGCAAAAACCUCAAACUGAUUAAUCGUUAAUUUAAAUAGUCGAUUCAUUUAGUAAACGAUUAAUAUUCGAUUUAUAGAACAAUCACUGCAGCCCUUGCUGUUAAAAACCUAUACAAACAUACUUGUGGGUAGUAAUGUAUUCACCUUUUACACACUGGACCUUUUUUUAAAUGUGGCCAAAAAAUUAGGGGAAGCGGGACAAUAGUCUCUCUAAUCAUACACACAUUUAUGCACGCACACACACGGGAAAUGACAUCACAAAACCUCAGUGGAGUGAAGAAAGAGGGACUUCCCAUAAUCUGACUCACCUGCUUUGCUCUGUGUGUGUGUGUGUGUGUGUGUGAGUAUGAGAAUGGACAAAGAAAACCCCCUUGACACACACACACACACACACCAUCCUCACGUUUCUCAUCCAUUGUGAACAACAGGGCUGAACAAUUUGGUUUAAAUGUCUUAAUUGUCACGUUUCUGACAUUUGAUUUGAUUUAUAUACAAGUUUUAGGUCCAGUUCUAGCUUUAAAAUAUGAGACGGCAUCAAAAUGUAGUUCCUGUCCUGGUGAACGAGCAGCUCCAGUCUCACGUCCACGUCUUCAAAAGGACGCUUUCGUCAUUUGUCCAUGAUCGUUUUUCUUCCUCGGGCAGAGACAAACUUCCUCUUCUGUCUUUUGACACGUUAACGUUCUUCCCCAGAAACUCAAACUUCAAAUCGGGUUGAAGAGACGAAAAGAGAGCUGCUGUUUCUGCCUCUCGUAUCUUUAAAAACAAACAAAAAAACUAACAAACGCGAGAGAAGAAGAAGAAAGUGUUUCCCGACCAGGUCGAUAUUUGCACCCCCUCGAUUUCAUUACGUUGCUGUUGUUAUCAUUUUUUCUUCUGUAUGUUUUCAGACGUAUUUACUGUUACUCUUGUAAUUAUUACAGUAUAUUAUUAUUAACAUGACUAUUUUUUUUGAUUAUUUUGUACCCUCUCUCUCUCUUCCUCUCUCUUUUUUCUCCAUGAAUUCCUGGUUUGGAGUUGUUUUUUUGUUCCAGUUUUGCACUCGUCUCCAUAUGAACUAUAACUUUAAAUUUUCAGUGCAGUCUUUUCUAUUUUUCUUUUUACUCACAUUGAUUUUAUAAUCAUGUUACCAUGGAGAAGAGGGGUGUCCCCUCUUUUCACAUUUUCCCCCAUGAUAUACAGACCGGGAGGGGGGAAGAGACUUACUUUCCUUUUUUUUGUUUUUUGAUGUUGUGUGUGUAUAUAUAUUUUUUUUCCAUUUUGGAGUAUUCUGUAAUAAACAAAAAGAGCAUUGUACUGUUUAACCAUUGUAUUAUUUGAAUGAACCUCCUCAUCCUCUCUGCUCGUCUUUGUCUGUCCUCUCACGUCCACCUCAGCGGUGAAGUGUCACUCCAGAGAAGAGACAGAGACUUUUCUUCUUUUUUAAUCACGGGAGGAUCCACCUGUUCUGUUUUUUCUUCUUAUUUGUUCAUCUUCAUUUGUAAUUAAACAAUAAUCAGGGUUCAUUAAAAAAGGUUAAAAAUGGA